CUAGCGUGCUCUAUCCAUCUCUAUGGAGUCGCUGCACAUUGCACAACCGCAUUGUUGUUGGGGAAAAGAAACCAGGGGUAGCUUGCUAGUUACUGAUUAUUAGCCAGUUGGAAAAGGACAUUAGCUAGUAUUUGGUGGCUUUUCCGAAAUAUUUAUGUUUGAAAUAGAAUCGAAUUUGGAAUUUAGACAGUCGUCGUGGAUACCUCUUGGUAUCUUUCAAAUUUAUAAUUCAAAACUGCUCGAGCGGUGCCCGUUGGAUGAGAGGAUUGUGUGUGGAUUUACUGCUGCUGCUCUGCGCAGGCUACUUCGGCGCCAUUGCUUGCAAGCGCUGCUGUUUUCAAAAGCAGAAUUACUGAAAAUACAAAGGUUCUUUAGGUCUUCAAGAUGAAGAAAAAAGUACGGCAUCAUAAUCGCAUGUCCAUGCCCCAGAGGCCCCCCUCUCCCAUUAAACCCUCACCGAACAAGGAGACCUUGACCUACGCCCAGGCCCAGCGCAUGGUGGACCUGGAGAUAGAUGGCCGCGUGCACAGGAUCAGCAUAUAUGACAAGUUGGAUGUCAUCACCGACGAUGACCCCACGGCCCAAGAGAUCAUGGAGUGCAACAGCAACAAGGAGAACAACGAGAAGCCCCAGCUAGUCCUGGUGCGCUCGGUGAGACUCAAAGAUAACCAGCAGAAGAGGAGCACUGCCCUCACCACCACACAUGUCGCUGACCCGCAAGGGAGCGCCCUCUUGGAACCCAAGUUCCGCACUGUGGAGUACAACCUUCCCGCAGUGUCUCGGAGGCCCUCCAUCUAUUAUAUGUAUUGUGAGAAGACGGCCGAAGAGCUGGAUGAGGAGGUGGAAUACGACAUGGAUGAGGAGGACUACGCCUGGCUGGAUCUGCUCAACGACAAGAGGAAAAGUGAGGGUGUCAGCCAGGUGUCCCAGAACCUCUUUGAGUUCCUUAUGGACCGCUUUGAGAAGGAGUCCUUCUUUGACAGCCAGGGUCGGAGUGACCCCCAGUCCCUCAUUGACGAGGACGCUGUCUGCUGCAUCUGCAUGGACGGAGACGGCCAGGACAGCAAUGUUAUUCUCUUCUGUGACUCCUGCAACAUGGCCGUGCACCAGGAGUGCUACGGUGUUCCCUACAUCCCAGAGGGCCAGUGGUUGUGUCGCCACUGCCUCCAGUGCCCCUCACGGCCCGCUGAGUGUGUCUUCUGCCCCAACAAGGGUGGCGCCCUGAAGAAGACGGACGAUGACCGCUGGGGCCACGUGGUGUGUGCCCUGUGGGUGCCAGAGGUGGGCUUCUCUGACACGGUCUUCAUUGAGCCCAUCGACGGUGUCAGCAAUAUUCCGCCCGCCCGCUGGAAGCUCACCUGCUACCUCUGCAAGGAGAAAGGUGCCGGGGCCUGCAUCCAGUGCCACAAGGUUAACUGUUACACAGCCUUUCACGUCAGCUGUGCCCAAAAGGCCGGCCUCUACAUGAAAAUGGAGCCUUUCAAGGAAUUCACAGAGACCGGUUCGCCCACUUUCUCUGUGAAGAAGACAGCCUUCUGCUGCGCUCACACUCCUAAAGGGUGCACCCGGAGACCCCUCGCCAUCUAUGAGGAAGGCCACGCUAAAAACGGUGUCUGUCACAAGAGGGGUGACAAAAGAGGGAGGAGGAGGUUAAAAGGGUGGCUGAAGAAGAGUAAGAUGGUAGUGGUGGUGCCUGAGGUAGAGGAAGAGGCUCCUGCUGCACCUGGGCCUAGUAUAACCCCCAGCAGUUUUGACACAAUCCUCAAUCAAGUGUCUGUCCAGAAGAAGAAGGUGUUUGUGGAGCGGGUCCUGAGCUACUGGAUGCUGAAGAGACAGUCAAGGAAGGGCGUUCCGCUGAUCAGGCGGCUACAGGCCAACACCCAGGUCCCCAAACCAGAGCAGCUGGACAGCAGGAUGGAGGAUAAUCAAGCGAUGAAGGAGCAGCUAAAGGAAUGGCACCGCCUACGCCAAGACCUGGAGCGAGCUCGCCUACUGCUAGAACUGAUCAGGAAGAGGGAGAAGCUAAAGAGAGAGGAGAUGAAGCUCCAACAGUCCGUUCUGGAGGUACAGCUCACACCUUUAAAUAUUCUACUUCGAGCCGUACUGGACCAGCUUCAGGAGAAGGACCCAGCCAAGAUCUUUGCCCAGCCUGUCAGCGUUAAAGAGGUGCCUGACUACUUGGACCACAUCAAGAAGCCAAUGGACUUCUCCACCAUGAGGAAGCACAUUGAUGCACACGGCUACAAGAGCCUGGUGGAGUUUGAGGCUGACUUCGAUCAGAUCAUAUUCAACUGCAUGAAGUACAACGCCAAGGACACGUUCUUCUACAAGGCCGGUCUGCGUCUGCAAGACCGAGGUGGGGCCAUCCUCAGGAAGACUUGUCGGGAGGCUGAGCGAAUCGGCUUUGACUUUGCCAGCGGGAUGCACCUUCCUGAGCAGCCCAAGGUGGAGGCUCCUCCCCCUUUCUCUUGGGACGAUGUGGACCAGAUACUAAACCCAGCCAACCGGCAGCGCAUGUCUUUGGAAGAGCAACUGAAAGAGCUGCUGGAGAAGCUGGACAUGAGCAGUGCCAUGAAGUCCAGUCCGUCUCGCAGCAAGCGACUGAAGCUGCUCAAAAAGACCAUCACAGAUGUUCGCAGCGAGAUAUACCUAAAGACGCGACACCCCGCUGCCGCCCCCUCUGAACCGAAACCAGCAGAGACUGAGGAGAAACCACUGCCCCCCACUCGACACAGCACACAGGAAGAGGAAGGGGAGUCUUUGCUCCCACCGAAACUAGAGCCGUUGAACUCGUCGCCGCCACUUGUCAACUCAGACAGUCAUUCAGAACCUCCCAUGCUCAAGCCCAUCAAAUCCAAUGGGGACAAGACUUUCAAGUGCAACGGUGUCAAGACCGCUACCUCAGUACCCCGGGAUACCCUCAACGGGCACAACCCGCUGGUCUCCGACAGUCACCUUAGUGUUGGGGCCACCUCCACGCUCGCAGAGCCCUCUAGCAUGGGCAACAGGCGGACCAAUGUGCUCUUUCGCAAGUCCAAGAAUGCCAGCCCGCAGAAGCCCCCAAGGACAGCUGAGCACCAGCUCGGCUCCCCGCUGCUGGGAACCAAAACCUUCCUCUCAGUGGUCAUUCCUCGCCUGGAGACUCUCCUCCUACCCAGGAAGAGGACCCACAGUGCCUGUGGAGACUGUGACCAGGAUGAGGAGGAAUCCCCCAUCAAGCGUCUUGACACAGGACUAGCUAAUGGAUUUGUUGUCGAGCCGGAGCUUGAAACCAGCCCCAUUAGGCCGAUGGAGCCUCGAAGGCGCUGCACCUCCGAGUCCAGCAUCUCCCCUAGCGGCAGCGUGCUGUGUAGCACCAGCACGGUCAGCGUGCCAAAAAGUGGGAAAGGAAGGCCAUCCAUGGCACGUAGGAGCACAGUGGACGACAAAAACGCACUCAUCGCCUGUAUCGGAAAUGGGGACUUCACCAAAGCCGCUAAGAUUGCAGCAGAUCAUAGACCCCAAGCUGCAGAGGGUGGGGCGUCACCACCACGGGGUCUCCCUGCCCCCUCUGGACGUCCUCAGAGUCGGAGAACUGAUGCAGUCCAAGUCCGAAGAGAAACUCUUCCUCGUCCAAUUCUUCGACAACAAGCACAGCUGGCAAUGGCUUCCUAGAUCCAAGAUGGUUGCCUUUGGUAUCAAUAAGACUGUGGACAAGCUCAAACUGAAGGAGGGCCGCUCCUCUGGCAUCCGUAAAGCUGUGCAGACCGCCUUCCAGCGCGCCAUGAGCCACCGGAGUCAGGUCGGGGACCGGCCUAGCAGCGAGCCCUGUGAUGUGGACUGAAUCUGGUCAUGCAACCCCCUCACCUCUAGGGGGAGUCCUUCCUUAACUCUGUUUACUUGAUAUUCCACAGCAGCCCUGGUAUUCCUCACACCCAUCAUUGUGUUUACUGUCUCCUCUGUAGUGGACGAGCAGCCCAACGGUCUCUUGUUGCUGGUUUUCAUUCCACCUCGUGUCUUGAUUAUAUUAACUGAGCUGCUCAUGGGUAAAUGGUAUGACUCCACGCUGCGUAUGCUCCAUUUUAAUCUAUUCCAUUCUAAAUACUGUAGCUUGCAAUAUAUUCAAAUGAAUCAAUGAGCUAUGCAACUAAACUCAAGCAAUUGGGUUGGUGGCUGCAAAAACCUUCAUAUGGUUUCUAAGGACCGACUUGUGAAAAUCACUGGUCUAAUGUGAUGAAUGUGCCGGAGCUGAGUCUGUCUUGUAAUGUGCUGCAAGACUGCUGCAACCUUCACUGCCAUCAUGAUUCUCACACUCACUUCAAUCUACUCUCUGCAGCAACCCUGGAUUUAACCCUGUAAAUACCUGCACAAGGCCUGACACUAAUUUAUUCUGUUUUCAUGUAUUAUUGGUACUGCGUGUUCACUUUCUUGCUAUUUAUACUGCAGGGGUGAUUCAUGGCAGCACUAUGGUGCAUAUUAAAUAUUUGCUGGUGCUACAACCUGUGCAAGUCUAGGCUACAACAGACUCAACCAGGGGGGUAAAAAUAUACUGUAUUGAUUGAACGUUUUAUUUGUUUUUUUUAUUUGAGCUACUUUUUUUUACGGUUUCUUAAGUUAUCGAAGUUUAUGGAAAAGCUUCUCUUGGCAUUAAUGUGUUUUUAAAAACAAUGUUUUUACCGGACUUGGUGUGUUUUGUUUUUUUUGUACAUAUUUAUAUAAAUCUUUAUACUUGUAUGCAUCAGAUGCUUUCAGUGUUUAAAAAGCUGAACGUGCAUCAUUCACACACAACCAAAAAUCAGCUGCCCAGAUUUUCAUAUUAUUUUUUAUUUUUUUUAAAUGUAUUUUUUGUUGCCUUUUGUGGUGUGUGUGUGUGUGUGUGUGUGUGUGUGUGUGAGUGAUCAGUGAAUAACAACCUGCAAAACGUUGUCUUCGUACACAAUGGUUUUGACUGUGUUACAGGGACCAUGACCAUGGGUGAAUGUGCCUGUAGUAAUUUAUUGUAAAGGAGAAAUGUAUAUGCAUUACUUUAUAUAGAAAGAAUCGUAAGAUGCUAAUGGCUCACUAGGAGCCAGCUGUAGAGGCCCGUUUUGCAUUUUUUAUUUUUUACCAGAGGCACUAAUCUUAAAGGUGUGAAUAGAAUCCAUGGCAUUUUAUUCAGUUGGGAGGAUCUGGGGAGCAGUGGGUAGAAUUUUUUUUUUUUCUUUAUCCCAAAAUACAGUUUCGUAUGGACGUUCUAUAAAUAGACUUUACUAGUCUUAUUCUCUGGGAAAACCACAUUAUAGCCAAUGGAGUAGAUGCUGGCAAAGUCCAGUAUUUUUAUAAAACACUGAAAAUAAAAAAAAAUGUCAUUGAAUCACUGA
Salmo salar (Atlantic salmon) is the source of this 5339-nucleotide messenger RNA. Its product is annotated as bromodomain-containing protein 1. Gene Ontology annotation, biological process: regulation of transcription by RNA polymerase II. NCBI's taxonomy places the organism in Eukaryota, Metazoa, Chordata, Actinopteri, Salmoniformes, Salmonidae. Gene Ontology annotation, molecular function: protein binding. The record is from RefSeq and is a predicted model, not a curated record.